AUGAACGGGGACGUUGAAUUCGUACCAAGUCCGCUGCAAGCGUUAAUCUGCCCUGCUUGGUCACCAGGAUACAGCCUUUCCGAAAAAGAAUGGGCGUAUUUCGACAUUAAGCGAGCCAAAGCUAUUGACUGGAAAGAAGACCCGAUCCAGGAGCUUCAGCUCGAUGACAACGAAAGGCAGAUAUUGGUUGAUGUUGUUACGGAGCAUCUGGAAAAUGGAGCAUUUCGUGAUGUUGUUGGAGAGAAGGGACAGGGCUUGAUUAUUCUGCUUUACGGUCCUCCAGGAUGUGGAAAGACUCUUACGGCAGUAGAGUUGAUUGCAGAACAGAAGCGACGACCUCUUUUACGAAUUUCUUGCGGUGAUCUCGGCGAAGAUGCAUGGCGUACGGACAGAGAACUUCAUAACCUUCUCAAACUAGCACUGAAAUGCUCCGCAGUCGUACUUAUCGACGAAGCCGAUGUAUUCCUCUCAAAAAGAGCUGAAACCGGUACCGGCAAUUACGACCACAAUGGUCUUGUUGCGGUGUUCUUAAAACAUCUCGAGUACUUUCCUGGCGUUAUGUUUCUCACUUCGAAUCGAAAAGAUGAGUUUGACGACGCGGCCGAAUCUAGGAUUCACAUUCGUUUACAGUACGAGGCAUUGGACGUUGAUAGACAGGCAAAUAUCUGGAAAUCGCAUUUGAAGGGUUCUCAUGUCCCUGAAGAUUGGGAUCUCGAUGUUUGUCGAGAAUUGGCAAGGAAGUACGACAUCAACGGACGAGAAAUCAAGAAUUUGGUUCAUGUUUCAACGGCUAUCUGUCGGCAGAGAAACAGGAAGCUAUCUAUAAGCGAUAUUGAACAAGUGUAUGCGUUGAGGCGCAAGCCAACUUCGAAGCCUAUUCAGGUCUAA
Eremomyces bilateralis CBS 781.70 is the source of this 888-nucleotide messenger RNA. Its product is annotated as P-loop containing nucleoside triphosphate hydrolase protein. The transcript is spliced from 2 exons. NCBI's taxonomy places the organism in Eukaryota, Fungi, Ascomycota, Dothideomycetes, Eremomycetales, Eremomycetaceae. Bases 1 to 888 code for a protein of 295 amino acids. The record is from RefSeq and is a predicted model, not a curated record. Gene Ontology annotation, molecular function: ATP binding; ATP hydrolysis activity.